Messenger RNA from Pseudogymnoascus verrucosus, 1390 nucleotides. RefSeq lists its product as uncharacterized. NCBI's taxonomy places the organism in Eukaryota, Fungi, Ascomycota, Leotiomycetes, Thelebolales, Thelebolaceae. The transcript is spliced from 2 exons. Bases 197 to 1108 code for a protein of 303 amino acids. The record is from RefSeq and is a predicted model, not a curated record.
GGCAAAAUACCAGGUACCCGCUCGUAGACCCACAUCCCGCAAGGAACAACGCCCCUACUUGAAUAGAACGCGAAAAAGGCCCUCCCAUGAUCCACGUCGAUCACGCAAACGCAAAAUCGAUUCUGGCCUCGGAACUUUCUAUCCCACGACGCCAUCUUGCCUGGCGCUCCCAACUCAACAAACAACCCCCCUGCAAAUGAGCUCCCAAUCUCCCAUUCAAACCCGACGAUCCAAUACCGGGCGCCCACGAAACUCGCCCAGUAUGGCCAACGAUGGCACCCCCGACCAGGCACUACGAAACCUCAAAAUCAACGAACCAGCCCUUCCUGCCCAGAACCAAGCGAUCCCGCCAACGACACGCGUAGGCGAAGUCUCGGACGAUGCGUCCAUCGGAUCCUCGCGCCGACACCGUCGUGGUGGUCGUAAGAAGAACAGUCGCAUGGCGCCGGCGCAAGAGGCGCGUUUGCCGUGGUCAGAGAGACUAGAUGAGGGGAUGAGCGGGCUCGAAGAUUUACCUGCAGGACAAGUAAAUGGGCAGAAAGAAAAGAAGGAGAUGUCAAAACCGGGCGAGAUGUCGGAUAACGCGUCUGUCGCGUCGUCGUCGCGACCGCGCAGUUAUAAGAGAGAACGGCGGAAGAAGAAGAAGGGAGGUAUGGCGGCCGUGGCCAAGGCGCAAGUUCCGUGGUCUGAGAGGGUGGGAAGAUUGGGAGAGGAGAUGGCUGGUCCUCCGGAAGGAAAAGCAGCGUCGCCGCAACGAGAGGCACCACACCGUCAAAGCCCACCGCCUGAGAAGAGCGAUAAAGGCAAGGCAGUAGCGGAGGACCAUAAUUCGACGCAAGAAAAUAAGGGAAAGGCGCCUGAUACAGGUCUUCGUGCGUUUAAUAUCAGAAGGCUACGGGGUGAGGGGCCGCCGAUUGGGAUAUCGAUUGAUCGGGGAGAAGAGGCGGAGGGGGCCAAGAAAAAGAAUGCGGACGAGAAAGGGGGCGGAGAAGGGGAGAAGACAGAAAAGCCGAAGCCGAUAUCUAUACGGUUAGACAUCAAUCUUGAGAUUGAAGUCUUCUUUAAAGCCGCUAUAAAGGGGGACGUGACGAUUACCUUCUUGGAAUGAGAAUAAUAUCUGGAGUUUCAACGGCGCACUGUAGUUUACGCACAUCUGUAAUCGUAUUGGCAUUUUCUGGGCAUUAGGAUGAGCUCAUGGGCACCGAGUUAUGUCUUAUUUAAAUAUCCCAAGUAACGGCGAUAUAUAUUGUUUCCUACUGUGGAGGAUUAAGAAUAAAUAAUACCCUAAUUUCACAAAGUAAUAUUUCACCUCUUCCGCAAAAAAAGUAAUGGGAUUUCUCACUACAAAAUAUUAAUUCAAUUUACCAUGUAAAUUUAUUUUAUUUUCGCU